AUGAUCGACAAACUUGGCAUCUUUGCCGAGCUCGACAGCAACACGACAGCCGAGCUGCAUUCCAGCCAGACAGCCAGGCACUUGACCUGCCAUGUUUUUUUAGGCUAUCACAUCGACCGUCGACGCGUGCUGCAGGCAGAAUUCGAGAGGCGAAAUGGGCAGAAUUCCAGGAAAGAGCAUCGGAACUCGAAAAGCACCUCUGUUCGCUGCCUUAAUGAAGUCGAGGAACGCACUGUCGACGGGCUACAAAGCCAGAAGACGCCGUCGAUGGCUGAACAAUUGCGGCUGGUCGUGUCUGUCAACCGUUUCCGUUUACAAGUUCCCAGCGUGUUCAGGAGCGGUCCGCUCCACAAGCUUGGCUCCCAUCGACUCGACUCAGCCUGGCCUCGCUUCAACGACACUGUCUUGGACUCUACGAUCUCAACAGCGUGCAGUCUGGCUAUCUCGACGCAGCUCUGCACACCGCCAGCCAAAGAAGCGACUGGAGAGCACGCUCCUGCUCUGGAAUCAUCGCACAUCUUCGAACAAUGCAAGCCGACCCUUGAAGCUCUCAUGAGCUACAACUUCACCCCAAUGUGGAACCAAGGAUCGGCGUCUGCUGCCGCUGGCGGUGGCGGUAGUGUCGGUGCGAGUGGCAGCAUCCACAACAGCGCCGGACCACACACAACCGGCUCAUUUGCAUCGCACACACGCUCCAACAGCAUGACACACAACACCGCUGCCCAUCGCAGAGUCGCUGGCAUCAAUCAGCAGCAGCACGCCUCUUCGCCUUCAGGUCCCUCCUCCUACCCACGUCCUUUCGCCAACGUCGCUUUUCCUGGCACCGUCUCAGCACCCCGUUCUGCAGCAGCUCCCAACACGCCAUCGGCACCCCCCAAGUCGCUUCAACGCCUCCCCAUCCUCACAACCCACACUCCAACCUCGAUCGCCAAGCUUGCCUUUCCGCCGCACACCACCAUCUUCUGGCAUCGUCUGCGACCCGUGAUCUCCGAUCCUCUUACCCACCAAAGCCUCGACCAGCGGCGCGCAGAUGGCUCGGCUUCCACCAUGCCUACAUCAAGCACCUCGCAUCUAGAUGCGCGCAAAGCCUGGAACGCCGCAGUUCUCCAAGUCAUCACGGCCGCAAGACAGUCCACGCUCCAGCCGAAUGCUACCGAUGCGUCGCUCAGCGGGAGUCAGGAGCCACUCCAGCCUCUUCUCCAAGCACCCUUGAUUCAUGCCAAUUCGCGUCCAUCCUCAUCCCGCUCCGACGCACAUCCCGCCUCCUUAGGACCGACGUCUGACCUGUGGGUAUUCGUGGGUGUCACAGAUCAAAGCGAGCUCAGGAGCAGCGAUGCCCCGAACAACGUCGCGAUCGCUGCCAGCGCUGCGAACGUCGUCACCAGUGACUCGACGACGAGUGACGAUACCUCCAAAGCAUUCAACAGCUCAAUGCUCGUCCAUCCCGCUCUCGCUCGACGUGUCUCGCCAGAGCUCUUGAAAUCGCUUGCAAGCUUGUCUCCAUCUGCUCAUGCCACCUCUGGCUCAUAUCUUUUGGCAGCCGCAUCCAUCGAUGCCACGGACGACAAAGGCAAGCUCUCCUCGCUCUCCUCAGACCAGCGCCAAGCUCACAAGCGCUUCAUGUCCUCGCUGAGGCUAAGGCUGACCGACUCGCUCGCCUCUGCCCCAACGACAUCGGCUCAGCAGCUCAAGACAACCAAGUCGGCCUCGCGCACUCGGCUUCGCCUUGGGGACAGCAUUGUCUUUUUGCCACAAACCCCAUCGCGCUCCUUGAAAAAAGCCAUCUCGGACGCAGCGUGGUUUGCUGCUCCUGGACAGCAAAAGGCCUUGCGAGACGGAGACGAUGAGCCUGCUAGCCUCCUCGUUCGAGCGACAUUAUCGCUCACUCCUUCGUCUCUCUUCGUCCGCGCGAGUUAUUGCCGACUUACCGCAAUUCCCUUGCUCGAAACGCGCCAUUCAAACUUUUCCUCCUCUCUGCCUUCGUCGUUGCCGCAUCCUACGGUACUCAUAGCUCCUCUGGACCGUCGAGUUCACCUCAUAGGGAUGGUACCUUCGAGCAGCUUCGCAGAAGAGCACCUUGCCGAACUAGCUCACAGGUUUGCAUCGCUCAACAUCGCUUCACAUUAUCAGGAAGAAGACACGCAAUCUGUCCUAGCAUCAGGGCUCGCAAUUUGUGCACCCCCUCAUUCCGGAUCGCAGCCGAACGAUCAAGUGUCACACGAACAAGAUCUUCAGCGACUCCAAGACGUGUCGAGCGUCACGGCUGUGCGGUCAGAGACAAUAGACGAAAGUAUGCCUUUUGCGUUUACCGCCGAAACCCACAAACAUGCACACAGCGAUUCGUCGCACCUCGUCCCAGGACCGAACCGUUUCCUGUGGCCAGCUGCUUGGUGCCUCGUCCUGCCAGACCUGCGCAUCCUUGCAACACGUGGCCUUCGCACAGACGACCUGCACAAUGCGCAGAGUCAACCCAUGACGCCGCUCAAAGAACUUGUUGCGUUCACCCUCAAAGUACUCAACGAUGCCAACGAGUCGUCCCAUGCACAAAGUAGCUCAGCUUACACACCCAAUGAUCCGGACGAUGCGUCGGUCUCCCUUCAUCGCGCCGACCGCAUGCCCUCGACACGUCCCGAAAUAACUCCGGCAAGCAUCACGUUCGCCGACUUCGACUUUGCCAUGCCCACCGUUGCCUCGGCCACCUCCUCUCACACCUUGCCUGCCGCUGGUCAAUCUGUGACGGGAAGUUCGCCGCUCAAACGCGACUACAUGCCCUCAGAGCCCGUGCUAGCAGCCAGCAACACCGAGGCGUUCGGACAGGAUCUCAGUUGGACGCAAUUCUUGCCCCAUCAAAGCAGCAGCGCGAUCACGUCCGCGUCUGCAUCAACCUCUGCCGUGCCAGCCAAUCCACUAACGACGCUAGGUGCUGCCACUGCCCAGAACUCGGCUCUGGACGGCGCACAGCCCUCGCAGCUAGAUCACAGAGACGCUGGUUGGCUACUGUCCGCUGGGUCUGCUUCUUCGCGAGAUGCGCAAGCACAAGAACAACCUCGAGCUCUCGUGAACCCACAGUCGCUCCUGCCUCCGCACACUGACCUUCAAUCUGAAAGUUCGACGACUAUGCAGAAUCCUCAAGGCGCGCACCUGGCUCCGACACAGUCUACGUCGACCAAGCGAAAAGCUGGCGAAGGCGACAUCUUUGACAACCUCGACUUGCUGACUGAGGACGACUUCUCCUUCUUUGACGAGUCGGCGUUCGAUCUGCAUCCAGGUGAAGCCUUGUCGCAGCAGAUCGAUCAGCCUGCUCUGCCUUCUCACGCCAUUCCGACGCAGGAGCUGAUGAUCGCAGGAAACGCCUCGAGUGCACCCGCCUCGUCGCUCGUCGCUGGCUCGCAACCUGUCGCUGCUCCGGCCGCAGCUAUCCUCGGUGACGUCGCAAUGGACGAUGUCGGUCAGAGCAGUCUGGAUGCUUUGUUCAGCGCUAUUCCGGGCCUUCAACACGCAAUGGUCUCCACCGAAAUGUCGAACGCGCAGGCCGCAGUCCCUCAGCCCACGUCUUCUUCCCCGACCGCAAUGCAAGCCACUCACAUUCGGAUGGCGCACGGCGGUCCGCAAGAUAUGGUCGCACCGACAACAGGCACCGCGCAUCCUUUGAGCUCUACGAUGAGCUCAUUCACGCCGCGUGAUCCUGGAGGAGCGACACCCUUUGGCGAUCCUGCAUCCUUACCCGGCUUCACUCCCAGCUCGCUGACCGAAAGCUCACCUGCCUUUGGCAAUCCUCAGUACAAGACGCCAAGGACGCCUUACUCGCCUGUUGAAGAUUAUCGCGAUGGAGCCGCUAUCGUUGAUCUACAGAACAGCAACCGUUUCCAAGAGUCGGUUGCGAGCGCCCGAGAUCGCAACGCAGGUUCUGCGACCGAAGCGCACGCCAUCAAUAAGGACCCGCUUGCAAAACGCGAAGCCGAGGACCAGCUGCGACUGGCGGAUGCCAGCACGGCAGCUGCAGCCGCCGCUCAUGCAGCCAUGGAGAUGGAUCCUUCCAACAGGAAGCGGCUCGCCAUCGUGCCGAACGCGUUCCUGCCGAUAUCGCAGCCCGAAGCGCGCAAGCCGCUGCAGAGGCUCGCAGCCGGUGCCCGUGCCAACCUGGGUCGCAAAUACGAUCUGCUCGGCAAAUUCGCGUCGAGGCCCAAGACUGCCACGGCCAGCAUGACGACCUCUCACGCGAAUAAUGUGGCCCUGCCAGAGCGGCGACCUUCUGGCGACGCAAGCAGAAUUUCCGACCGAGGAGACAGAGACAGCGCUCCAGAGUCGGAUCGUCCUGGCACUCAGUCUUUGACACCGCACCCAGGCCUCAGCGCAGCGAGGCCGUCGCCGUCAAAGACGCCUUCUGGUCGCGGCCAAGCUCUUUUGCAAUUGCGUAGAGAUCGACGAAGCAAGCCUUCUCCUGCAUUUACUCUGACAACUCUCCGACGCUCAAGCUCGUCGCGAGCUAUAGACGGUCCAGCCACGCCAAGGUCGAGCGACGAUUUUGCGCGACCGGGAGCCGUCAGUGGCUCGGACAGCGACACGUCUAGCAGCAGCGAUGACAAUAGCGACGACGCGCCCAGCGAUAGCGAGGCGACGGUCAUGACGCUAUCGCCCGUGGAUCAAGCGAGUCUGAAGGCCUCAUCCCUGGACGUCAUCACUGCCUUCCUUUCCGGCGGUAUGCAAAGCCCAAGAUCGCAUUGGCUAGGGGCGCUGUACGACGCUCCGGACCGUUCCAGCUCAGCCCGGUCUCACUCGGCGCGGCCAAGCGCGUCAGUACCGCCCCUUCAAGGCGACGCACGCACUGACUUGACAACAGGCACAGUUGCCGCAUUGCACAAGUCCAGCGUCAGGCGAUGGAUGCUAUCUCGAACGGCUGAAUGGCUGAUCCAGAAUCCCCAAUUUCGCUCUAUGUACUGUGCCAGCUCGGCUGCCCGGCCGACGUGGCCGGGUAUCGCCAUCGGCGACAAGAUCGAGUUACUUCAAAGCAUGGCUUCGGCCCUCAGCAUCGCACCUGACCCGGAUGCGUCCAAGCCGCCAAUCGACCAGGACAGUGCGACGAUCAAAGCUGAAACCCACUUUGCUGCAGUUCCGACUUUGAAAAGUCUGGUCAAGCUAAGCGGUGCAGCUGCCAAUGCGGUCAUCGCCGAUGGCAGCGGCGCAGAGGUUGCAGAGGUGUUUGAGCCAGCGCGAAUUGCCGUUGGCUGCCAAGGAUCGGUGGUGGAAGCUUUGCCAUCGGCGUUGAAUCUGUGGGACAAGUCGAAGCUGUCGGCUGUCAGCGGGCAGAAGCACGUGGUGGCCAAAGUGCUGCUGACCGAUGCAUCACCGGCAUGGCACGAAGAGAUCGUCGCGUGGCUGGACCGCCUACGCGUUGCCUUCGAGACACACGGUCUGGGAACGCACGUUGGCGGCGCACAUUCGAUUUUGGCAGUCGCCGACGGAUCCGAAUCGCUACCAUUGUCGAGCUACCUGGACCAGCUCUGGACGGACGGCGAGACAUGGCUGGACACGCUACGGUCCAUCUCGAGCCGUGUUCAGCUCGACCUGUUGCAGGGCAAGCACGUGGUGGUGUACACGCUGCAGCCAUCGGCCUCAGCGACAUGCGGAUCGACCGGAUUCCACGGCUUGCUUCGGCUUGAGAGAGAUCUCAGAGCAAUGCUGAGCGAGCAAGUGGGUGUGCUCGCGGAGCAGCUGCUCGUGCGCGUUGUCAGUCCAACCAUGAUGACGGAGAGCGGCAGCCUCGGAUUCGGCCAGCAGACGCAGAUGGUGAGGCGACUUGCGUUUUCGGUGUACGACCAAUUGGCGAGGCUGGUGCGACGUCAACCCGCCAAAGUGCUCCAUGGGAAAGAGCCCGGGCCAAUCUCGGCGGUGGUGCAGUUUCCUGCAUUCAGCCUUUCGACGGGGUCCGAGACAUCUUCAGCAGCCUCCUCGACGGCGGCAAAGGCGGGUCGCACCAACUUCUCGCUGAGCUGGCCACAGGAGCCGGCAGCCGUCACCGACGAGCGGGUGUUGCUGCACGUUGGCUAUCGUAUCUGCCGAACGAGCUCCGGUGAAGAUGGCGUCGGGGUGCAGAUGGACAAGACGCCGAGUCGAAAUGGGAGCGCCGCAUCGAUCGAUGCUGCCGGCGUGUUUGGCCUAGACAAGCCGAUGGACGCUGAGGACCGCGCUCCAACGAAGCAAGAAAGUGUGGUGAUGGUGAGCGCGAUCGACGAGCGGGGAGGAUCGAGCUCAGUGGACGCGCUUGCUGCCAACGAUGGCGACUCCAGUAUCGAGGCAUGCGUGGAUCGCGUUUGGCAGUUUGCGGUAGGCGAAGCGAGUCGGGCACGCGUGCAAUGGCGUCUGAUCGUUUCGAGUACGGGCCCGAUGAGUCGACGUGAAAAGCAGGCUUGGGAACGGCUGAUUGAGGCGUACUGGGCGUCGACGGUGGCAGGAAAUCGAGUGAUGGGAAGCGUGAUGUUGAUGAGCGCGCGACCGGACGAAUCUGGCGCCAUCUUGGCCGAACGAGGAGCGCGGGCCAAAGUAAAUCAGGAAUGGUCAGCGACGGCAUCGACGGACAAGUCAAGCUUGAUGCUGCUCGACGCUGCGGACUUUUCGCAGGCGGUCAACUUUGCCGAGCCCAUGCCGAUGGCAUGGACGCAGGCGGUGGAUGGCUCAGAGACGGCGGACGAAGGCAGUGAAUAUGGGGAGGAGGACAAGCUGGACGAGGAGAUAACAGCCAUGCCGAUCGCUUCAGCCAUCCUGAUGCAUCAUCCUCGACCCGAGCUGAGCAACGGCGUUGGGAACGCAGGCGGCCGUAGCCACGACGGGCUCGGCAAGCAUCGUCUCGACGGCUCCACUUCCACCAGCCACGUUAUGGCUGUCGACCUGCUCCAAGUCUGGCCCGCGCCUGCGACACUGCAGACGGACGCACAAGCACAGGUAGCAGAGGAUGCAGCAGCAUCCGCGAACAACGAGGCGAUGGACGCGAUCCUGCGUAGCCUGCAUCGUCUGCGACUGAUCAGCCAAGAACGGCACCAGCUGCCGUGGCCGUACAGUGCUCAGCCUUGGCCGGUGGCGAGCGUGAAUGCGCUAGCUGCUUGUUUGGAGGGUGUGGUGCUGCGGGACUGA
This is a messenger RNA of Pseudozyma hubeiensis SY62, 7128 nucleotides long. RefSeq lists its product as hypothetical. NCBI's taxonomy places the organism in Eukaryota, Fungi, Basidiomycota, Ustilaginomycetes, Ustilaginales, Ustilaginaceae. The record is from RefSeq and is a predicted model, not a curated record. The coding region runs from base 1 to 7128 and encodes 2375 amino acids. Gene Ontology annotation, molecular function: transcription coregulator activity. Gene Ontology annotation, cellular component: mediator complex. The transcript has 3 exons. Gene Ontology annotation, biological process: regulation of transcription by RNA polymerase II.